Trichoplusia ni (cabbage looper) is the source of this 1259-nucleotide messenger RNA. RefSeq lists its product as uncharacterized. Bases 32 to 1027 code for a protein of 331 amino acids. NCBI's taxonomy places the organism in Eukaryota, Metazoa, Arthropoda, Insecta, Lepidoptera, Noctuidae. The record is from RefSeq and is a predicted model, not a curated record. The transcript has 7 exons.
AGGUUCAAUACAUAAUAUCAGAAGUUCAUCAAUGGAUUGUCAGCGUAUUAAGAAGAAAGACCGAAUCAAUAGCAAAAAUUACAGAAAGUAUAGCAAACUCUUAAAACGAACUAUUAUUAUUUCAAAACGGAUCAGUUUAAAUAAUUCUAAUCUGAGUACACCUCCUAACACAAUUGUCAAAUAUUGUGUAACCGAGGGAACGUCUGCUGUGGAAUUCAAUAACAAUUCAAAUAAUUAUAAAAACGAUUCUAUACCAUUUAACAAUUAUUCUGACAAAGAAUCCAGUGACUCAUGUGAAUACGAAUGUCAGAGACAAUGUAGAGAAAACGUAAUUCUGAGAAAGCUUAAUUCUGUGUUUGGAAGUGAAGAGGUUUCAGUGUCAGCUUCAACUGAUACCUAUGGACUUGAAAGGGACUUUUUGUCUCUUAAUGAAUCGGGAAGUUCUUCAAUGGCUCAAAAAUUUGUGGAAGCAAAACCUUGGCCAAUACUGAAGAAGAAUUAUUUCAACAACAAACCAAAUACCAAGAACAAGGGCGUCUGUAUCUUUCCGUCAUUGGAGCUCCAAAUACGACAAGCGGUCCAGUCUAUAUCGUUACAAACGAGCUCUACAAUUACUCCAAAAAAAAAAUCGGUUGCUCACGAAAAUAAAGCUUUAGUGAAACUGCAAGAUGAAGUGAAAAAGCUAUUGGACAUGCCAAUAUUGCAACCACAACCAGUUUCCACAGGAGGACACGAUGCUAAAGAAUCUUUAAAAAAGAGACCAAAGAAUAAAUUGGAAUUGGAGUUAAAAGAAACAUCUGAAGAAUCCUUCCAGCAAAUUCGUAGAGAUGUGAAAAGCGUAGACAAAGAAGCAUGGUGCAGUUUCACGAGAGAAGCCGUAGAAUCUUUAAUAAAGGACUUGCAUCACCUCUCCGUGAUGAGACCGCUUGAGGAAGGAACAGAAGAACCUAAGAAGACUAUUGAUAAUAUUGAAAAAAUGUUAAUAGUCCCAAAAUCAUUACUUCGAAAUGCAGUUGCGAUGCCCUAAAAGUGGGUUUCCUCGGUGUACGCAAGGUGUCUGACCACACAGUGCUUGUUAAGUGGAAUGUGCCGCGGAAACUCGACAAGGUUCAUGGAUAUGAGUUACUGGUAGAUGGGCGGGCAGUACAAAAAAUCCUCAGCCCGACCAAAUCCAUGGCCGUUGUGACGUGCUUACCGCAUACCGAUAAAGUGUUGUUAACUAUUCGUACCAUUACCUCCAGCGUGUUUGUAACAGGACA